Molecule: messenger RNA, 3333 nt
Organism: Ruditapes philippinarum (Manila clam)
Lineage: Eukaryota; Metazoa; Mollusca; Bivalvia; Venerida; Veneridae
Product: serine/threonine-protein kinase tousled-like 2
Exons: 22
Coding region: 447-2663 (738 amino acids)
Biological process (GO): peptidyl-serine phosphorylation; chromosome segregation; intracellular signal transduction
Cellular component (GO): nucleus
Molecular function (GO): protein serine/threonine kinase activity; ATP binding
Source: RefSeq, a predicted model, not a curated record
AAGACCUGUGUAUUAGAAAAUUGAAAAAAUCUUUUAUUUUGUCUUUUAAUGCGAAUCAUUGAGUCAGAAUCAGUGCAUCUUUCGAUUUAAUUUGAUAGGUGUACAUUGAUUAAAAAUCAAUAAGUAACUAAUCAAUUAAACAAUUAUCCCGACACAUCGCGCGCUGCAGAGUGCAUAUGUGACGUCACAGGUCGAGCAUCAACAACGAAGUAAAGGAGAAAAUUGACCAUUUUUGUUCGCUAAUUACGUCGCCAUUUUGAGGAAAAAUAUUAUACUGGAUUGCAGACAGGGAGAUCGAGCAUUUAACUUGCUAUUUGUGAAAGAUUACAGAUAUGUAGCGGAAGUUGACAAAAGGAUGGUUUUGCAUAUUUGCUGAUGAACUGUACACAUAGAAUGGUUGUAUAGUUUAAAGCUGGCAUCAAGUACAGGCUGAUUUAUAAAAUACAAUGGACAAUGUAAACCUUGGUGGACUGGAUCCAAGAAAGGCAGAGUUGUUAGAAGCCAGGUUUUAUGGAAGGUUUCAGCCACUUAACAUACCACAGCAAAUGAAUGUGAUGCCCCAGCAAGUGCCACUGCCCAGUGAGAGUAACAGCAACUUGAGUGCAGGCUCAUUAGACAGAGAGGAGCAAGAGGUCUUUCACGAUUUUCAGGUUCACACUCCGGAGAAGAGAACGCCGUCAGAGAGGAAGAGAAAACGAAAACCUACUAACAGUGAUAGUAAUCAUGACGGAUCACUUCUAGCUAAAACAAGACCAGAAGCAAAUGGGAAGAAAAUCAAUGAGUAUUUUAAACAACAAUGCCAGUCUCCUAGUCGUAGUCAACAGUGUGCCUCUAAUAUAGGCACCAAGUCACCAUCACCUCAAGGUGUUCAAUAUUCAUAUAUGGCCUCCUCUCCACAGAGUAGUAAUUCAAACAGUAUGCACAGUUACCCAGCUUUGUUCCUCUCGGCGAAAGCUAUACAGACUGAUUUAUCAGCUAUGCAGCUGAAAGCAUUAGAAAGUGGAGCAUCUAAUGAUAUUGCAGAGAAGGAUCAAAGAAUAGAAGAUCUAAAUAGGCAAAAUGAAGAGUUGCGGCGGCAGCUUACAGCACAACAGAAACUUAUAGAAAAACAUAAAGAAAACCUGCAAAAAUGUCUGAAUGUCAACAAAACAUUAUUAAUAGAAAAGAGUUGUUUAGAAAAGAAAACUACACGGCAGAAAAGUAUGGAGAAUCGACUCCGGUUAGGGCAGUUUGUUACACAGAGACAGGGAGCUACGUUUGUUGAAAAUUGGGUCGAUGGCUGGGCCUUCACAGAUCUAAUGAAACAACAAGAGAGAAUAGCUCAAGAAAGGGAGGAGAUAGAGAAACAGAGGAAGUUGUUAUUGAAAAGAAAACCAACAUCCACUAUAUCCAAAAAUACCAAAGACGGCUUUCUGAAACCAGGCACAGGUGAAAAAGUGUUAACGUUUCCAGAGUUUUAUGAACGAGAUGACAUCAUGAAGUUGCGGCAAGCUGCACUAAAGAAAGAAGACGUGGAUUUACAGUUAGAAUUAGAGAAGUUGGAACGUGAGAGAAAUCUACAUAUACGUGAACUUAAACGCAUUCAUAAUGAAGACAAUUCCAGAUUUAAAGACCAUCCUAUUCUGAAUGAGAGAUAUUUAUUGUUAAAUCUCAUUGGAAAAGGUGGAUUCAGCGAGGUUCAUAAAGGCUUUGAUCUAAAAGAGCAAAGAUAUGUAGCGUGUAAAAUACAUCAGUUGAAUAGAGAGUGGAAGGAUGACAAGAAAGCUAAUUAUAUAAAGCAUGCAUUACGGGAAUAUAAGAUACACAAAAGCUUAGAUCAUCCGAGAAUAGUGAGGCUGUAUGAUGUGUUUGAAAUAGAUAAUAAUUCAUUUUGUACAGUUUUAGAAUUUUGUGAAGGCAAUGACCUGGACUUUUACUUGAAGCAGAACAAGUGUAUUCCGGAGAAAGAGGCGCGCUCGAUAAUCUGUCAGACAGUGAGCGCCCUCAAGUAUCUCAAUGAAAUCAAGCCACCUGUGAUUCAUUAUGACCUGAAACCUGGAAAUCUUCUUUUGGGACAUCCAGCCACUAAUGCAUCAUUAAUAUCUACGUCAGUAAGUGGAGAGAUCAAGAUUACAGAUUUUGGUCUCAGUAAGAUCAUGGAUGACGAGUCGGCGACGCCGGAUGGUAUGGACCUUACGUCACAAGGAGCCGGAACCUACUGGUACUUGCCGCCAGAAUGUUUUAUGGUAGGGAAAAACCCACCAAAAAUCUCAUCUAAAGUGGAUGUAUGGUCAGUAGGUGUGAUAUUCUAUCAAUGCUUGUAUGGGAAAAAGCCUUUUGGUCACAACCUGUCACAGGCAGCUAUUUUAGAAGAGAAUACAAUAUUGAAUGCAAAGGAGGUAGAAUUUCCAUCCAAGCCUCCAGUCACUCCAGAGGCAAAGAACUUUAUCCGUAAGUGUCUGCAGUACAAGAAGGAGAUGAGACCAGACGUAUUACAGUUGGCCACAGAUGAUUAUCUUAAACCAGCUGCAAUGAAGGCAAAGGGUGCAGGUCACAUGAAUGCAGACUACAUGAUGAACUCUUCGUCGUCAACUAUUGCUGCUAGUGCCACGAACAUCAGUGCAUCCAGUUCAAACUUAUCUUCACAGUCGCCUAGCUUUACCUUUGGUGACAAACUCACAUAGUAUUUACUACUCUAGUGUACAAAUUUAAUCCUGUGGUGUUUUUUUUCUAAGAAAAAACAAAAAAGAAAAUUGAUGUAAAAUAACAAAAAAACUCGUUUUCCAACUUAUGCGUAUUAUAAAUCUGUGAUUCAUUAUAAAAGUUGGACGAGACAGUGACGGGGGGACGUAUUCGUCGGGUUAUUGUGUUAAACAGUUUGCAGCUGUAUCAUACAGGAGUUGUGUGCUGCCGUUAUUUGCCACACCGGAUUGUCAUUAAUCUUUGUGGAUGUACAUAUAUAUAAAUAUUGACGAGCAAUACAAAGUGUGGUGAUAGGUGAUGAAAUUAUAGAACGAGUAUGCAGCGAUUUGGUGCAAGAAAAAUAAGAAUGAAGCAAGGAAAAAAAGGCGGGAAAAAUUGGUUGUAUGCAGUCUGAAUGCAAGAGUUGUUGACUAAAUCGGAAAAAAAUCUUUUCGGCACAUAGACGCUGAUGAUUGUUUUGAGAGAGUGAGUCUACGAGGACAUGCAACGCACUACACACGCCCUCGCAAGUUACUACACUGAUGACUGAAGGCGUUCGCUAAAUAUCACAUUUAAAAUGUUUCUAAAUUAUUGUAUUUAAAUAUAAACUUUUGUUACUCAUAUUCCUCAUUUAUACUGCAUGUCAAGGCACUCUUAACGGAUGCUAACAGA